AUGAACUAGUAUCUAUGUCAUUUUUUCAAGUGAACACCAAAUACUCGACGACUAAUUCUUAUUUCGGUAUGCAUGAUCUUAUAGUUGAUUUGGCUAGAGCUGUUUUUGGAAAAUAUUGUUGUUUGUUAGAGCAUAAUGAAGAUACUGAUAAGUUUGAGAAGAAGACUCGUCACCUUGGAUGUGCCACGGAAGUCCUUUGUUAUGGUGAUAAGAUAUCUACUUAUGAUUUUAAAGCUACUCGUUUGCGAACCCUUUUGUCAAUAAGGUCUCGUUUUGGUGUUUCAUUGGUUCAUCAAUUUAAUUUUUCAGUGCACGAUUUGAUGCCGAAGUUUAAAUGUUUGAAAGUUUUAUCUUUUCGUGGUUGUGGUAUCACUGAUUUGGCUGAUUCAAUCGGUGAUCUAAAAUAUCUUCGCUAUUUAGACCUUUCUGGCAACAAGAUAGUGAUAUUGCCCGAAUCUGUAACUAUAUUGUACAAUUUACAGACAUUGAAAUUAGAAAAUUGUUAUCUACUUGAAACUCUCCCCAAAGAUAUGCAUCAUCUCAUUAAUUUGAGACAUCUUAUUAUCAGCAACGCUAGCCUAGUAGAGAUGCCAAGUCAAAUAAGUAAAUUGACGAAACUCCAAAUGUUGACAACAUUCGUUGUGGGAAAGGAUAGUGGUGCUAAAAUAGAAGAGUUGGCAAAACUUCCAAGUCUACGAGGAGAACUUUCCAUUAAGAAGUUAGAAAAUGUGGCCAAUAUUACAAAAGCAUUGGAUCAAGUCAAUGUACUGGAUAAGAAGCAACUUGAGAAAUUGAGUUUGGUAUGGAAUGCUAAUGUUGUUGAUCCAAAACAUGGAGAGAGUGUGCUUGAAAUGCUUUCACCUAACACAACGUUGAAGCAGAUCGAGAUUCUUGGUUAUCCAGGCACAAAAUUUCCAAAUUGGAUUGGGGAUGAUUCGUUCAACAACAUUGUUUACAUAAAGCUUAGUGGGAGUCGGCAUUGCUCCAAUUUACCACCACUUGGGCAACUGCCUUCACUAAAAAUUCUUCACAUUUUAAGUUUUGAUUCAGUAACGACUGUGGGUGCUGAGUUUUACGGGAAUAGUUCUGCGAAGAAGAAGCCAUUUUCAUCAUUGGAAAUCUUAAUUUUCGUGAACAUGUCAGCAUGGAAGCAAUGGCACUCAAUGCAAACUGAAGAUGAUGCAGCAACAUACAGAAAGCUCAAAACACUUGGGAUUUAUAAUUGUCCUAAGCUCACCGGGGAAUUGCCUCACUUCCUUCCUUCAUUAACAAAGAUUGAAAUUGAUGCAGAUAAGCUGUGUGCUUUAAAUAUCCCAAGAUUACCUUGUGUCACAGAAAUGAGAAUUACAAACUUGGAAAAUGUGGAAUCAUUGUACGAGGCAAUAAAGGCAAUGAAUCCUUCUUCUUCGACUGGAAGUUUGCUUACCACUCUCACUCCUCUUCAGUCACUUACUUUGAGUAGGUGUGGGUCAUCCUUUAGAUCCUUCCAUAUGGAUUUAUUUCCCACUCUCCGAACUCUUUCAAUAAACAACUGCGAUUACUUUGAAGCCCUCUCAAUGUCCGAUGGUCAAUGUCAAGAACUAACUUUUCUGUCUAUCUCUUGUUGUCGUAGCUUUGUGUCUUUCCCAAAUCGUGGACUCAUUGCUCCCAAACUGAGAGAAUUUUAUAUUUUUCUUUGCCCUAAAUUGAAGUGGUUGCCAGAGAAGAUGACUUCCCUCUCAUCUUUGAAAUCUUUGACAAUCGAAAAUUGUUCAUUGAUAAAGACUAUUCCUGAAGGUGGUCUGCCCAUUAGUUUGUCUACACUUGGGAUAAACUAUCAUCAACUUUUGAGGAUGAAAUGGAAUGGGCAAACAUUACCCAAUCUCAGGGAUGUUACAGUUGAAGGAUAUAAAGAAGAUUUGGAAUCAUUUCCGGAGGAAGGACUACUGCCUGCCACUAUCACCACUCUUCGUAUCUGUAGCUUUCCAAAACUUAGAGGCCUGGACAAAAAUGGGCUGAGUCAACUCACUUCCUUGCAACAACUUCACAUCAGGUGGUGCCAUGAGUUGCAGACAUUAUCAGAAGAAGGGUUUCCAACAUCCCUCAGCUCUUUGAGUAUAACUGGUUGUCCUCUGCUGGAGAAAAUUUACGACCCAAAGGAGAGUGAGAAUAAGGAGUACUAGAGAAAGAUUAGUCAUAUACCACGUGUCGAAUUUGAUUGAGCUUGCAUUUACCAUACGUCACAUCCAAUCUUUCACACAACUACUCUGAAUGUUAAAUCAAAUAAUUGAGUUAUUGCAGAAUUACUAUGAGAGCUACAACUGUUGAAAUCCAUAUCAGUUCAGAAUGGACCCAAAAUAUCAAAAUGGGAACUCAGAGUUAUCCAGCUUGCUAUGUAUCAGGGUCAUCAGACAUCAAGAUCUGUCAAUUGUUGCUGUUUUGGAUUAUAAAAUGUGUUAUUUGAUUAUUUGGUCUGAACCAAGUAAACUACUUCUCUUGUUCAUCUUUUACAAUAUAUGCUCUUAAUAAGUUGUUCUUUUGUUAUGCUUGUGAAUAUUUAGAUAAUUUCUAAUUGUAGUAAUGAUGUGUCAAUUAGUUGAUGUUAAUAGUCUUUUUAAAUCUGUAAUUAGUGAUAUUAGUGAUUGAACCUAUAAAUAGCCAAAGUGGAUAGUAGUGGGGGUUAUCUGGCUUUUGUGUUUUGUGAGAAAGUAAAAACUUGGUAUUUGUAACACUUUUGCUUGAUAUCAAUAAAAUACUUUACAAGGAAUUCUUUCAAGUACUGUAAUUCUCUUCCAGGGUCUAUCAAUUAUUAAGGUAAUCUUUCCUAUCUUUGUUUGACACCUUUCGCCAAAUUAUGAGUUUCGCUUUCAAUUAAUGCAUAUAUAUAUCUAUAUGAAACAAGCAAUGUUCUCUCAGGGCUCUGUGGAAAGACGAAUGAAAACGAAGAUUUUAGCUAUAUGCUGACAACUCUAGCUUGAAAGAAACAGUCUUAUCUUUCAUGGCAUCGAAUCAGAGUUGAUGCAGCUGUGGGAAAACGAAAAAGUUCAAUUUUAGGACCCUUUGCAAGCUUCAGCUUCUGGAAACUCAAUCUAUGCAAAGUGUUACAAAAUUCUCAAAUCCAUACCACAAAACUUCAAGCUGAGGUAAGCAUCUAAAU
Messenger RNA from Humulus lupulus (European hop), 3136 nucleotides. Its product is annotated as putative disease resistance protein At3g14460. Lineage: Eukaryota; Viridiplantae; Streptophyta; Magnoliopsida; Rosales; Cannabaceae. Gene Ontology annotation, molecular function: protein binding. The record is from RefSeq and is a predicted model, not a curated record. Bases 15 to 2162 code for a protein of 715 amino acids. The transcript is spliced from 4 exons.